This is a messenger RNA of Panicum hallii, 1184 nucleotides long. RefSeq names its product SPX domain-containing protein 6-like. The record is from RefSeq and is a predicted model, not a curated record. Gene Ontology annotation, biological process: cellular response to phosphate starvation. Lineage: Eukaryota; Viridiplantae; Streptophyta; Magnoliopsida; Poales; Poaceae.
UUCGGAGACGCGCUCCCUUGUCCCCCCUCCUCCCACACCUCUGCUCUGCUCUGCUCUGUUCUUAUAUCAGGAGCACCCAUCCACGUUGCAUCCUACCCUUCACACUUGUGUCCAUUAAAGUGCAAAGAAACCAGAUCGAUCGGAUAGGUACUAGCUAGCCUUCGAUCUGAGGAUCAGCGAUUAGCAGGGAGUUGAUUGAUUGGUUGAUUUGAUUCGGGGAUGAAGUUUGGCAAGUGGCUCAAGAGGCAGAUUGAGCAGAGCCUCCCGGAGUGGCGGGACCAGUUCCCCCGCUGCGUCAAAGCCGUCCCCGGCGGCUGCCCGCCGUCACCCGCGGAGGAGGCCGAGUUCGUCGCCACGCUCGACGCCGAGAUCGACAAGAUCAACGCCUUUUUUCUCGAGCAGGAGGAGGAGUUCAUCAUCCACCACCGGGAGCUGCAGGAGGACAUCAGCCGGGCGCUGGGCCGCAGGGCGGCUGGGCUUGUGACGCCGGGGCAGCACGAGGCAGCGGUCGCCGCCAUCCGCAGGGAGAUCGUCGACUUCCACGGCGUCAUGGUGCUGCUCCUCAACUACAGCAGCAUCAACUACAUAGGUCUGGCGAAGAUACUGAAGAAGUACGACAAGCGCUCCAGCGCGGUGCUGCGGCCGCCGGUGCUCGAGGCGGUGGUGGAGCAGCCAUUCUUCGAGACGGAGACGGUGUCGCAGCUGGUGCGGGAGUGCGAGGCCAUGAUGGAGGCCGUCUUCCCGGAGGCGCCCGAUGGCCAAGCCGCCGCGCGCCGGGACCGGGAGGCGCUCGCCGCCGCCGAGCAGAGCAUCUUCCACAACACCGUGGCGGCGCUGCUCACCAUGGAGGACGUCCGCGCCUGGAGCUCCACCAGAGGCCGCCACUCGCUGCCGCCGCUCAACCUGCCGGACUCCGACUGGCUCCGCUCCUUCCAGACGGCGUCACCCAUCCCCACCCAAUGACAAUAGUCAAUAAUCGCCUCAACUGUUUACCUCGCCUUCUUUGGCUUGGCCCCUCCGGAAAUGCUGUGCUGGCUUGCCUGUAAUUUCCAAUUUUUUAAACUCCUUUUAAUUAUUUAUAUAUACCGCUUUCUAACAUAGAGUAAUACUAGCUUGUAGUAACGCUAGACUAAAUAAUGGAAGUUACUAUGCUGAAAUGUGAGCUAGCACGCAGAUUCAUACUA